GUGUAUAGAGCGUAACUCACAACCGGUUGUCAAACGCGAUGUGGCACAGCUGUAGUUGUGGCGGAUUGUUUCGCGAAGAAUACUGCGAAUAAUUGAUAAGGACAUAAAAACAUAAUUAACCGUCAUUACGUUAAGUGUGUUUGAACACGUUCGAAUCUGGUUUUUUUUGGAAUUCGUACGUCGGUACCUCGGAUGAAAAGAUAAUAGAGAUAAGUCUGAGUCCAAAUAAAAUAAUAAUAAUAAGAAGAAGAACAAAGUAAAAUAAUGUCAUCGACAUAUCUGACAGGAGGCAGAUUAAAUGUUGGACUUAUACAAGAACAAGCGAGGAAGCGCUUGCUUUGUCUGCUGGAGAAAUGCGAUGGCUCGAAAGCUAUUAUAUGGGAUCAAUCAUUGGCUGGGCCAAUUGGUCUUGUGGCAAAAUAUAAUUUGUUAGAAGAAUAUGGUGUUAUUAAAAUGUAUCCAUUGUAUGGUGGAACUUUGACGAUACCAUCCAACAUUGCUAACAUUAUAUUUAUUUCAAGACCACAGUUAGAACUCAUGGAUUUAAUAGCAGAGAAUAUUCGUGGGGAAGAAGAUAAAAAGCCACGUAAAGAAUUUCACUUAUUCUUUGUGCCACGGAAAAGUCUACUUUGUCAAAAGAAGCUUCAGAAUCGUGGCGUAUUUGGGAAUUUUACGUUAAUAGAAGAAUUUAAAUGUGAUCUUUUCCCAUUCGACAAUGAUUUACUAUCAAUGGAACUGAGCAAUUCUUUCAAAGAAUUUUACUUGGAAAAUGAUCCUACUUGUCUGUAUCAGGUUGCGCAAGCCAUACAAGGUUUGCAAAAGUUGUAUGGGAAAAUUUUGAAAGUCACAGGAAGAGGGCCAGCUGCUAGCAAAGUUUGGGAAUUAUUAGAAAGGUUAAAUAGAGAAGAAGAAGACAAUAAGACCAUUUCCUCCUCUGUUGCCAUUGAACAUUUGUUACUAUUGGAUAGAUCUGUGGAUUUACUUUCACCUUUAGUCACACAGUUGACAUAUGAAGGUUUGAUCGAUGAAAUAUUUGGAAUAAAAUACAAUACCGUGCAAUUGCCUGCGAAAAAGUUUCACGAUUCCGAUGAUUCUCCCACAGCGAUGUCGCUAAAUGAAAAAGAACAAAUCAUAUUGAAUUCGGGGGAAGAACUUUUCGCUGAGAUCAGAGAUAAAAAUUUCAAUGGUGUCGGACCAGUCCUUAAUAGGAAAGCCAAAGUGAUUUCAUCUCAAUUUGACGAAAAACACGGUGACAAGAGUGUGCAAGAAAUCAAACAAUUUGUUGCAAGGCUACCGCAUAUGCUAGCCACCAAACAAUCCUUGGCAAGGCAUACUAUAAUCGCUGAAAUGAUAAAGGAAGUUACUGAUUCAAGCAGCUUUUUGGAAUCGUUGCAAGUCGAACAGGAACUGUUGAAUUGCAUCGACACGGACAAACCGAACGCUUACAUCGAGGACAUGAUAGCGCAGCAACAGCCAUUACUUAAAGUUUUGCGUCUUCUCUGUAUACAGUCAUUGACGAAUUCUGGUUUAAAGCCAAAGCUGCUCGACUAUUACAAGAGAGAGAUAAUACAUACUUAUGGGUUCCAACAUCUGCCGACUAUAUUAAAUUUAGAAAAAGCCGGAUUGCUGAAGCAGCAACAGUCGGUACGACAAUACGCAGUCUUGAGGAAGGCAUUGAGACUCACGGUCGAGGAUGAAAGUGAAAUCGCACCAAAAGAUAUCAGUUAUGUACAUUCUAUAUAUGCACCACUGAGUGUGAGAUUGGCCGAGCAAUUGGUACAACCAAUUGGGUGGCAAGGAUUAAAUGAUGUGAUGGGGUUACUGCCAGGUCCUACUGUAAGCAGUGUUCCAUACAAUGCGCAGUCUUCGUUAGCGAAGCGAAACUCUAUCACCAGCGAAGACUCCAGUUCUGAACCAGCGAAACUGAUUAUGGUUUUUUUCAUUGGAGGAUGUACUUUCGCAGAAAUAUCGGCUCUUCGAUUUCUAUCGCAACAGGAAGAUUUGAAUGUUGAAUUUGUCGUGGGAACCACCAGAUUGAUCAACGGAGACACGUUUCUUACUUCUUUAAUGGAAGAUCUAGAGCAGACGUGAUGAAAAAACAUUUUUAGUUUUCUUUUUAGUUUUUUUUCUAGAUACAUCACAAUAUUAAACACAUAAUUUUUAUUAUUAGAAUAAAGCGAGGAUAAAAGCCUUCACACAAAUCGUCAAUUCACAAAUUGACACAACAGUAACGUAAGAAUUGAUCAAUCACGCUGAGAAUCGUCGAAUCGUAAGUAGUCAUUUUUAUAAACAUUUGAUCGUAAUUGAUCAAUUCUUAUGAUAUGUUUUACGUUAUAUUGUUAGGUCAAUUUGUGUAUGAAGGCUCUAGAGCGAGACUUCUAUUUGACAGUAUAUAAAGGAACAAUUUACAACUUUUUGCUUCACUCGUGAAAUGCGCGAGCAGUCAUAUUACGCAUAAUAUAUUAUAACACGAGAUUUAUAUACUUAUCUAGAUUAUUUGCUAGAUACGUCGUAUUUUUUAAGAUGUAUAAGAUUUGUAGAUAUGUGCUUGCUUCUGCAACGAAUUAUACUGUAUAUUAAGCUGUAUAUGACAUCCCUGAUGGAAAUAUAUUACUGAAAAUUUCUUUGAAA
Molecule: messenger RNA, 2631 nt
Organism: Odontomachus brunneus
Lineage: Eukaryota; Metazoa; Arthropoda; Insecta; Hymenoptera; Formicidae
Gene: car
Product: vacuolar protein sorting-associated protein 33A
Exons: 8
Coding region: 265-2091 (608 amino acids)
Biological process (GO): vesicle-mediated transport; intracellular protein transport
Cellular component (GO): CORVET complex; lysosome
Source: RefSeq, a predicted model, not a curated record